Molecule: messenger RNA, 1041 nt
Organism: Penicillium soppii
Lineage: Eukaryota; Fungi; Ascomycota; Eurotiomycetes; Eurotiales; Aspergillaceae
Product: NMT1/THI5 family protein
Exons: 4
Coding region: 1-1041 (346 amino acids)
Biological process (GO): thiamine biosynthetic process
Source: RefSeq, a predicted model, not a curated record
AUGUCUACCGACAAGAUUACUUUCCUGACCAACUGGCACGCCACCCCGUACCACGCCCCCCUCUACCUCGCUCAGAGCAGAGGAUACUUCAAGGAUGAAGGUCUGAAGGUUGCUCUGCUGGAGCCCAACGACCCCUCCGACGUGACCGAGAUUAUCGGCAGCGGCAAGGUCGAUAUGGGCUUCAAGGCUAUGAUCCACACCUUGGCGGCCAAGGCUCGCGACUUCCCCGUGACCUCCAUCGGCUCCCUGCUCGAUGAGCCUUUCACCGGUGUCGUGUACCUCAAGUCUAGCGGUAUCACCGAGGACUUCCGCUCGCUGAAGGGCAAGAAGAUUGGAUACGUUGGCGAGUUCGGAAAGAUUCAAAUCGACGAACUCACGAAGUACUACGGCAUGACCACAGACGACUACACCGCCGUCCGCUGCGGCAUGAACGUCACCAAGGCGAUCAUCCAAGGCGACAUCGAUGCGGGCAUCGGUCUGGAGAACGUGCAGAUGGUCGAGCUGGAAGAGUGGCUCGCAGAGCAAAACCGUCCACGCAGCGACGUGCAAAUGCUACGGAUCGACCAGCUCGCCGAGCUGGGCUGCUGCUGCUUCUGCUCGAUCCUGUACAUUGCGAACGACGCGUUCAUCGCCGCAAACCCAGACAAGAUCAAGGCUUUCAUGCGGGCCGUCAAGCGCGGCACGGACGCCGUGCUGUCCGACCCAGAGACCGCAUACAAGGAGUACAUUGACGUGAAGCCUAUUAUGGCGACUGCUGUCAACCGCAAGAUCUUCGAGCGGUCGUUUGCGUACUUCUCGCGCGACUUGAAGAAUGUCCAGCGCGACUGGACUAAGGUUACCAAUUACGGAAAGCGCUUGGGGAUCCUCGAUGAGCAGUUCGUGCCGAACUACACGAACCAGUAUCUCUCCUGGGGACUGGAUGCUGAUUCGGAGGAUCCUACUGGUGACCAGAAGCGUAUGGCGGCGCUCCAGAAGGAGGUUGCUGCUACUGGUGGGUACAAGCGUCUUGAAGUCGGCGCUGAGGUCAAGGCUUCUGCUUAG